Molecule: messenger RNA, 246 nt
Organism: Adineta steineri
Lineage: Eukaryota; Metazoa; Rotifera; Eurotatoria; Adinetida; Adinetidae
Source: the annotation of a GenBank genome assembly
AUGCAAAGAAUCGAACUACAAACUUAUCCACAAAAGAAAACUAUUGGAAAAUUAAAUGCUCAAGUACUUAGACCUUGGUAUGAAGCGAAAAUUGAAAUAUUAGAUACACGAAAUACAUCAAAUGAAUGGCUUCUGGGGGAAAUUAAAGAAAAUUUUGCAUGGUUUAUUGAUCAAUAUACUAUAACUUUAGCGGAACGAACAAUACUUCUGCAGUCUCAAGUUGGUUCGCGUACGUUUAAAUUUUAA